This is a messenger RNA of Vicugna pacos (alpaca), 4865 nucleotides long. The record is from RefSeq and is a predicted model, not a curated record. NCBI's taxonomy places the organism in Eukaryota, Metazoa, Chordata, Mammalia, Artiodactyla, Camelidae.
CGAGGGAGCCGGCGGGUGACCCGGGUUUGCGGAGCGGGGCCCGGGCCUCAGAGGGGGUCCCCUCUUCCCGUUAAUUCCCUCCCUCUGGUCCACGCUCCACUGAAGACUGUGACGUGCCCUUAGGCGGUUAUGGCCUUGCGUCAAGGUGACAGCCUCCAACUAAAUAUAGCGCGUGUCGGAGGAGGCCUGCCUUAUUUGGACCGCGCGUGAGGAGGACAGGAAGCGUGAAUUAAGUGUAAGCUGCCAUUGCGUUGGGUCUCCUUUUAAAGUCUGCGGGGCUGACCCUCAGGCAAGGUUUUACUUCAUUUGUCCUCCGGGCUUUGUCCACUCGUCCGCCAUUAUGGAGAUCAGUUUACACGCGCACGAGUGAAGCUGUUGGAAGGAGCUUUCGAUCUCAGCCUGGAAAACUCACCUAGUAAAAGAUCGUUAUUUUACUGGAGUGUUCCAGCCCUUUCUUAGGAUGACCACGAUGACAGAUACCUAGUCUGAUGGGUUAAGGAUCCAUUUCUCUAGUAAGUCUGCUGUGCCUAUGAUGAAAUCCCACGAGCAACCUCGUGGUAUAGGAGAGGACAAACCCCAAGAUCUGCUGAGUGAAGGUCAAGUGUGGUGUGGUGACUUUACCCCUCAGUACUGAGAGCUUAUCAUAUGUAUUAGACCCGCCUUCUGUUAAUUUCAUUUAAGUCCCAGCGUUUGCGUUAGAUUAAGUCUUUGGCCUCUGACUUGACUGUAGCACACAUUUCGCUUUAAUUUUUUUGGAUGGUUAUAGAAAAUUUAGGAAAGUGAUGUUUGGGAGUUUAUUACUGUUCCCGCUCCUAAUUUUUAAUAGAAGGCAAUGCAGUGGGGGGAAGAUCAUCAAGGAUUCAGCCUGCGUUGGGGGAUUUCCCAUACUGUUCAGUUCUUGUUCCUUGUCUCCUCUUAAGAUCAAAUGAUUUGUUCACAAAGUGUCCUUGCUUUCAUCUAACUCUUUAGGAGGCACUUCUGUAAAUGACAGUAUUUCUCAUUGCCCUAAUUGGUGCUUCUUAGGGUCAGAGAGAAAUUGAUAAGAUAAACAGUUCACCUCUCUGGCUGGUUAGAUUUAUAAUACAAACUUUAAACUUUGGGGAUAAAAUGUAAUUACAGUUGUUCUUGAAAAAUAAUACUCCUUGCUUUGCUUUUGGAUGGAAGAUAAACCUACGUUAAAGGUGGAACUGAAGUCCUUGUAAGAUUCAAAGUGCAUUAUAUUGCAAAGAGUUUAAAUGUAUUAAACAUGCUGAGUGUUUUGCUGGCUUUUCUGGAUUGGUGAUCUUGUGCAGCUAUACUAAGACUCAGGUGUAGGUAACAUGUAGCACUGUGUCCAGCAUUUGUUCUUCAGGCAAAUAGUUUCUGUAAAAGCAGUGCUUUCCGCAGACAGCAGGUAGAAGAAUGCCACUGAAAAUGAACACUUGAACGGGUUAAAUUGGUAAACUUUACGUUCUGUAAGUUCUGCCGCAGUUUUUAAAAGAAAGCUCUCACAAAGAUCUUUACAGCUGUAGUUAAAAGGAAGGAGCAUGACACGCUAACAGCAAGUUAAAGAAAUUGAGUAAGGAAUUUUUUUUCCAGAUAAGAUUUGUGACCAGAUCAGUGAUGCUGUCCUUGAUGCCCACCUUCAGCAGGACCCUGAUGCCAAAGUGGCUUGUGAAACUGUUGCUAAAACUGGAAUGAUCCUUCUUGCUGGAGAAAUCACAUCCAGAGCUGCUGUUGACUACCAGAAAGUGGUUCGUGAAACCAUUAAACACAUUGGCUAUGAUGAUUCUUCCAAAGGGUUUGACUACAAGACUUGUAAUGUGCUAGUAGCUUUGGAGCAGCAGUCACCAGAUAUUGCUCAAGGUGUUCAUCUUGACCGGAAUGAGGAAGACAUUGGUGCAGGAGACCAGGGUUUGAUGUUUGGGUAUGCCACUGAUGAAACUGAGGAAUGUAUGCCUUUAACCAUUGUCUUAGCACACAAGCUCAAUGCCAAAUUGGCUGAGCUGCGGCGAAAUGGCACUUUGCCUUGGUUACGCCCGGAUUCUAAAACUCAAGUGACUGUGCAGUAUAUGCAGGAUCGAGGUGCUGUGCUUCCCAUCAGAGUCCACACAAUUGUUAUAUCUGUUCAGCAUGAUGAAGAAGUUUGUCUUGAUGAGAUGAGGGAUGCCCUAAAGGAGAAAGUCAUCAAAGCUGUGGUACCUGCAAAAUAUCUUGAUGAGGAUACAAUCUAUCAUCUACAGCCAAGUGGCAGAUUUGUUAUUGGUGGGCCUCAGGGUGAUGCUGGUUUGACUGGCCGGAAAAUCAUUGUGGACACUUACGGCGGUUGGGGAGCUCAUGGAGGAGGUGCCUUUUCAGGAAAGGAUUAUACCAAGGUGGACCGAUCAGCUGCUUAUGCUGCUCGUUGGGUGGCAAAAUCCCUUGUUAAAGGAGGUCUGUGCAGAAGGGUUCUUGUUCAGGUCUCUUAUGCUAUUGGAGUAUCUCAUCCAUUGUCUAUCUCCAUUUUCCAUUAUGGCACCUCUCAGAAGAGUGAGAGAGAGCUAUUAGAGAUUGUGAAGAAGAACUUUGACCUCCGCCCUGGGGUCAUUGUCAGGUAAAGAUGGUAAAGCCUAUUGCUAGUGAAAAGAUACUGAGGGUGUGGGUGUGUAUGUCUAUGUAUUUCGAUGUGUCCAAAUCUGAGGGUCAAGGUGUGAAAGACGACUCAAGUGGGGAAAUACUUUAAUUCCUAGGACGUGUUGAUGUCAUCUUUUCAAUUGCCUUCAUUAAAGGCUUAAAUUACUAGGAAAAAUCUAAAAUUACAGUGCUCCACAACUUAGACUGACUACCCUAGAAAGUCCUCCACAUUUGAUACGAGGCUUUGUUCGUGUUACCUAAGGAAUGUUUACUUAACAGAAAUUAGUACAAAUAAAUGGAAUGUUCAUGGCUGUUAUAAAGAAAAUAACCAUAGUAGGGUGUGGGCAUGGGACCUCGGUAAGUAUUCCAUGAUCUUAGAUGAGCUUUUGACACUUGGAAUUUCUCAGAAUAAUGACAAGUUUUCAUAUUUGUUGAGCCAGGGACGGAAAAACAAGAACUAUAGUUACUAAUAAGGACUGUGCAAGGAGUUUGGACACCAGGGAAGUAACAAACACUUUUGCCACAAACUUCUUUCCUAGCACACCCCAGAGAACUGAACUCAUUUGCCAGGAGUCUUGAAAAUGAGUCUUGCUGAUUGUUUUGCUUUAUUUUAAUUGAAUGCUACAUAUUAAGUUACGGACUUGUAUAUUCCAGGGAUCUGGAUCUGAAGAAGCCAAUUUAUCAGAGGACUGCAGCCUAUGGCCACUUUGGUAGGGACAGCUUCCCAUGGGAAGUGCCCAAAAAGCUUAAAUAUUGAAAGUGUUAGCCUUUUUUCCCCAGACUUGUUGGCGUAGGCUACAGAGAAGCCUUCAAGCUCUGAGGGAAAGGGCCCUUCUUCCUAAAUUUUCCUGUCCUCUUUCAGCUCCUGAUCAGUUGCAGUCACUCUAGUCAAUGACAUGAAUUUUAGCUUGUGUGGGGGACUGUAAGUUGGGCUUGCUAUUCUGUCCCUAGGUGUUUUGUUCACCAUUAUAAUGAAUUUAGUGAGCAUAGGUGAUCCAUGUAACUGCCUAGAAACAAACCAACAACACUGUAGUAAAUAAUGCUUUGAAAUUGAACCUUUGUGCCCUAUCAACCCAACCUUCUAAAAUCCUAAUUGCAUUGAGUUUCCCACCAAAUGCUGAAAAUGUCCUUGUAAUGUGCACGUAAAGUACUUGUAGUUCCAUUAUAGCCUCUUGUCUGGCAAUGCCACAGCCCUGUCAGCAUGAAUUUGUAAUGUCUUGAGCUCUAUUAUGAAUGUGAAGCCUUCCCUUAUCCUCCCUAUAACUUGAUCCAUUUCUAAUUAUGUAGCUCUUUGUCAGGGAGCGUUCCCUAUCCAAUCACUCUUGCAUGUAACGCAAGUUCCAAUUGGAGCUCUAGCCUGACAUAAGAAAAAAAAAGGCAGUUACCAUUAAACCAUCUCCCUGGUGCUUAUGCUCUUAAUUGCCAUCUUUAAACAGCACCAAAUCAAAAUCUCUCCACUUUUCAGCUGUCUUUUGGAGGACGUACGUAAUAAGGUUUUUAUUUAGUAAACCAAUCCUAUGCAUGGUUUCAGCACUAGCCAAACCACCAACUCCUAGCUCUAGAAAAACAGGCACUUGGCACCCUUGUGAUGUGAUACAGAGAAGUCACAGGGCAGUACCUGAGGGUCUGUAGGUUGCACACUUUGGUACCAGAUAACUUUUUUUUUUCUUUAUAAGAAAGACUGAGUACUCCACACUGCACAAUAACUCCUCCCAAGGUUUUAACUUUGUUUUGUUUUCAAAACCAGGUCCAAUGAGCUUUCUGAACAGCUGGUGUAGCUACAGAGAAACCAGCUUCCUUCAGAGAGCAGUGCUUUUGGCGGGGAGGAGGAAAUCCCUUCAUACUUGAACAUUUUCUAAUCGCUUAUUUAUUGUAUUCUGGGGUAUGGCGUAAGUACAGAGAAGCCAUCACCUCAGAUGGCAGCUUUUAAAAGAUUUUUUUUUUUUUCCUCAACACCAUGAUUCCUUUAACAUGUUUCCAGCAUUCCCAGGUAGGCCAAGGUGUCCUACAGAAAAACCUUGGGUUAGACCUACAGGGGGUCUGGCUGGUGUUAACAGAAGGGAGGGCAGAGCUGGUGCGGCUGGCCAUGGAGAAAGCUGACUUGGCUGGUGUGGUACAGAGAAGCCAGCUUGUUUACAUGCUUAUUCCAUGACUGCUUGCCCUAAGCAGAAAGUGCCUUUCAGGAUCUAUUUUUGGAGGUUUAUUACGUAUGUCUGGUUCUCAAUUCCAACAGUUUAAUGAAGAUCUAAAUAAAAUGCUAGGUUCUACCUUAA